CAACAGUGUAAUCAGAGUAAGAAAAAAUGAUUAGACCUGGAUCAGUCUUAUUUUAUGUUAAUUAUGAUUAUUCACUGUCCUUCCAAAUUCAUCCAGUAUAAGUGAGCAUUUUAAGAAAUGGGCUGAAUUACAGUUGGUUUGUUGCUGUCCUGCUAUAAGUCCUAAUGACAGCUCUAGUUUCCACACAGACUCCAGACCAGUUACUUCAGUCGCGUCAUCGUUGGCUGUGUGUUUGUCUGUCUGGAAGAGCGAACAAUGGUGAUUGGCUAGUGCUGGAGAAACUCUGCCCCCUUGCCUUUCUGCCCUCUCUCUCUCUCUCUCUCUCUCUCUGUGAGUGUGUGUGUUACCGAACGUCUGGGAGCAGCAGGAUGUGCGAAUGAAGGAGAGUGAGACAGAUAAACAGACAGAGACAGACAGGCAGACAGAAGUUCAACUCAGUCCGGAGGAGGAGAACCCAGCCUUCACACAUGAAGUGACAGAGAAAACCUGGACCAACAAUGUCUGUCUCCCCAAGUAGCAGUGAUGCGUGUUUAAGCAUCGUUCACAGCCUGAUGUGCCACCGGCAGGGAGGGGAGAACGAAGGUUUUGCUAAGCGUGCCAUCGAGAGCUUGGUGAAGAAGCUGAAGGAGAAGAAAGAUGAGCUGGACUCUCUCAUAACAGCCAUCACCACCAAUGGAGUCCACCCCAGCAAAUGUGUGACAAUCCAGAGGACGCUAGACGGCCGGCUGCAGGUGGCAGGACGAAAAGGCUUUCCUCAUGUCAUAUACGCUCGGCUGUGGCGCUGGCCAGACCUCCACAAAAACGAGCUUAAACAUGUCAAGUUCUGCCAGUACGCCUUCGAUCUCAAGUACGACAACGUGUGCGUCAACCCCUAUCACUACGAACGGGUGGUUUCUCCUGGCAUCGUUGGACUGAGUUUGCAAAGCCCAGGCAGGCCCAUAAAGGAAGAAUAUAUCCAUGACUGUAUCCAGAUGGAGGGUCCGUCCAGAAUGCCCUCCCAGCAGGACCACCAUGCAACAGACCACUACAGCCAACAGCUGCCCCCACUCCAGCUUGCCCCUGAACCCCAUCAUCACCCCCCUCCCUCAGUAACCCUCUACCCCAGCCUGCCCCUGUCACCACCUGUGAGCAGUUCCAGGAUAUCCCUACAGGGGAGUCGUACUGAAGGUCUACUGCAGAUAGCUUCUCCUCCCAGCAGGGCUUUACCCUCCAGUUCUCCCCCCACUACCCCCACUGCCACACACCCACCAACACACACAAAUACACACACACAGGCUUCCACCCAGCAACCCGCUGUCAGCCAGGGUGACUACAGUACCCCCAAACACACACAGACACAGACCUCCUACCACACUACGACUUGGACAGGCACAAGCACUGCUUCAUACACUCCCGUGGGAGCCCAACAGAAUGGGCGGAAUCAACAGGCAGCCCCUUCCCACCAUACUGGUCAUUUUUGGUCACAACAUCACACUCCAGCCUCAUACCCACAGCCAGUCUCCAACCAUCCAGGUCCUGAGUUCUGGUGCUCAAUCUCCUACUUUGAGAUGGAUAUCCAGGUGGGGGAGAUGUUUAAGGUGCUGGCUAACUGUCCCAUGGUAACUGUGGAUGGGUAUGUGGAUCCAUCUGGAGGAGAUCGCUUCUGUUUGGGGCAGCUCAGCAAUGUGCAUCGCACUGACGCUAGUGAGAGAGCACGACUUCACAUCGGUAAGGGCGUGCAGCUGGAGUGUCGUGGUGAGGGGGACGUGUGGAUGCGCUGUCUGAGUGACCACGCUGUCUUCGUGCAGAGCUACUACCUGGACAGGGAGGCGGGGAGAGCACCAGGAGACGCUGUGCACAAGAUCUACCCAGGUGCUUACAUAAAGGUUUUUGACCUCCGUCAGUGCCAUAGGCAAAUGCAACAGCAGGCAGCUACUGCGCAGGCGGCCGCAGCUGCGCAGGCUGCAGCAGUGGCAGGGAACAUUCCCGGGCCAGGCAGUGUGGGAGGCAUCGCCCCCGCUGUCGGUUUCUCAGCGGCGGCGGGUAUAGGUGUGGAUGACCUGCGGCGUUUGUGUAUAUUGCGGCUGAGCUUCGUGAAGGGCUGGGGGCCGGACUAUCCACGCCAGAGCAUCAAACAGACACCUUGCUGGGUGGAGGUGCAUCUCCAUCGGGCCCUGCAGCUGCUAGACGAGGUGCUGCACACAAUGCCCUUUGCUGACCCUGGCUCUGCCAACUGACCUGAGGACAGAGCUUAUAAUGAAAGACAGCGGUAUUACUGCAGCUCUUUCAGACCGCCGCAGACCCUGAACCAGAGAGAGAGAGAGAGGGAUGGAAAGAGAGAGGGAGAAGGAGAGAUGGUGAUACGCUACAUAGCUUCUCUCACAUACACAGCACGUCCGCAUGAGCAGACAGUGACUCAUGGAAGCGGGCUAGAAACACGCGAGCUUUCCACUGCCACAGCCAGCAGACUGAGCAGACGGACCUCCACGCCGCACUGACCAGUGUUUAGUCCCCUCGUGGCACUGUUGACUCCAUUACCAUGGAACUGCAGACCAGAGGAAGAGAGAUGUUUCAAAGCCCAGGUGAACGUAAGGCCUCGGAGGUGAAGUGUUCAGCAGUGUGCACUCGUGAGGGACCACUGCAACCUGUGGGCCGCCCUGACUGGAACUGGUGACUCAUGAUAUUCUUGGCCCAGAAGAUGCUUUGAGAUGCUGAGUCAUGCUGUAAAAACAGUGAUGACACAGAGAUACCACACACGCAGGUUAAUAGGGAGGUUGAUAAGGAACAGACAAUCUUUAUGUUGGUCGUUUUCAAGUUUUGGGGGUCACAGCACAGGGUUCCUACUAAAGUGCCUUUCUGUAACAAUCAGACAAGCAGUAUUUUAUUGUAGAAAAAAGUAGGUUUUGGUAAAGCCAAAGACGUAGAAGUGAUAAUAAAAUAUUUAUCAGUUUAUUACACCAAAGAAGUUGAUCAUUUUCAGUGUGCAGUACCACAAGGUAUCCUCUGAUUUUGUAAAGCCAUACAUUUUGUAUUACGCAAUCAAAGAGAAAGCAAACCACACCAAAGACUUACCUGAUUUGUUUAAUACAAAAUCUAACAUA
Astyanax mexicanus (Mexican tetra) is the source of this 3080-nucleotide messenger RNA. RefSeq names its product SMAD family member 10b (gene smad10b). Gene Ontology annotation, molecular function: I-SMAD binding; RNA polymerase II cis-regulatory region sequence-specific DNA binding; DNA-binding transcription factor activity, RNA polymerase II-specific. The transcript is spliced from 12 exons. Bases 498 to 2216 code for a protein of 572 amino acids. Gene Ontology annotation, cellular component: heteromeric SMAD protein complex. Gene Ontology annotation, biological process: cell differentiation; regulation of transcription by RNA polymerase II; BMP signaling pathway. The record is from RefSeq and is a predicted model, not a curated record. Lineage: Eukaryota; Metazoa; Chordata; Actinopteri; Characiformes; Acestrorhamphidae.